Metarhizium acridum CQMa 102 is the source of this 1299-nucleotide messenger RNA. NCBI's taxonomy places the organism in Eukaryota, Fungi, Ascomycota, Sordariomycetes, Hypocreales, Clavicipitaceae. The record is from RefSeq and is a predicted model, not a curated record.
AUGGCUGCCAACGAAGAGCAGGAGAACAAGCAGCUAAAAUCUUCUAUUACUCUGCCACUUCAAGAACGGACGGAUAAAAAGGACGAGGACAUAUCAAGGCACUCCGAUAUACCACAGGGAAUACCGCCAUUCAGUUUCGGCUCUCUCAACAGGAAGAAGAUGGAAGAGGAGCGACUCGCAAGAAUUGCUACCAAGCGGCAUCGCAUAUGUGACGAGGAAGAUGCUGUGCAAAUACCAGGUCCGAAACGAGUGGCAAUAUCAGCGAUGAAUACGAAUUCUAAGGCCACGGUGCCUUUUCCGAGGGGCACGGUGAAACGGACAUGGGCUCGUGGGUAUGACAGGUCACCAGACGACAUCAAGAUAGAGGAAGUGCUCCAAAGGGACAAGCUAGUGCUUGCCUUAAUUUCCUCCUUCCAGUGGGAUGAGGCGUGGCUCUUGUCUAAAAUCGAUACUUCGCGUACCAAAGUAUUGCUGGCGGCUUUUGCCCGCGAUGACGCCCAGAUCCUAAAGUUCGCCGACUACUUGCGGAUAGUUAUCCCUUCAGGCAAUUUAGUUCCACAUGAUUGGGGCGAAACGGGUGUAAUGGAAAAUCAUUAUCUCAGGGCCAUGGGCGUUGAUAAUAGCAUGAUUGACAGCUUGUCGAGAUAUGACUUCUCUGAAACCGAUAACAUCGGUUUUGUGUAUUCUAUGCAAUAUACCGUGCUUGUCAGGGCGGCGGGAACUAUAUGUUUACAAGAGAAAUGGUGGCGUGCCUCGACUUUUCCCACUGAGUUAAUGCGCGAUUGUGUCAGCACCCGGGAUGGUCUACUACUGCAUACCAAAAUCAUCUUGGUGAGACAGAAGAUCAGCCCAGAAGCAGGUACAAACAAAAAAGUUGCGUGGGCAUAUGUUGGCAGUGCUAACUUAUCCGAGAGUGCAUGGGGCCGCUUGGUGACAGACAGGGCUUCGGGGCAGAAAAAGAUGAUGUGUCGCAACUGGGAGUGCGGAGUUGUCCUACCUGUUCGUGCUUUUGAACAAGGAAGUGGCCCUGUUGACAUGAAUGUUUUCCAAGGCACAAUACCAAUCCCCAUGCAAGUCCCAGGACGACGCCAAGGACAAGGACGGCGUGUCCGACACAAACUGUGGAUCCACGACAUGCGCAGGGUUAUGUUCAGCAGAGCAUGCAUUGAAAUUGGCCGCACGAGUAUUCAUGAUAUGGAGAUUGCCGACGGCUACUGGAUUGAGACUCCGUUGUGGCGCCUGAAGGGAACAAGGGCAGACGGACUGUUCAUCGGAACGGCCGCGUUUCAACCGGCCUAG